This is a messenger RNA of Theileria orientalis strain Shintoku, 927 nucleotides long. RefSeq lists its product as hypothetical. The transcript is spliced from 2 exons. Lineage: Eukaryota; Apicomplexa; Aconoidasida; Piroplasmida; Theileriidae. Bases 1 to 927 code for a protein of 308 amino acids. The record is from RefSeq and is a predicted model, not a curated record.
AUGUAUUUUACUUAUGUUGUCAGGCCUGGAGAGGCUCCCGAGAGCCGAGGCCCACAGUUUGAGCCCUUUUGGGACUUUUUAAUGAAUUAUAACUUGAGAUUGGGAUUUUUGGCACAGCUGGCUGCCUUUUUAUUGUUGUUUCUCGGCAUUUUGACCGGAGGAAAGGACCCUUUGGCCCUCUUGUCGUUUUUAAGAGCUUCCCCAAAGAAUUUCGGAUCUGCUCCGUUCACUUUAACUUUGCUUUGUCACGCCUUGUUUCUGGUUGGCACUCUCUUACUCAUGGCCUUCAUUCAAAUGGGAGAGGAUGAUGCGAGCAUUAAGCAGUGUAGAGGUUAUAGAGCCGGAACAAAGUUUCUGUUGCAGGCUACUUCAUUUGGUGCCGUUUCCUGGUGUCUAUCCAUGAUAACCUUCUUGGGCGCCACCUACCAUUUCGAAUCUCAAUGGCUUGACGAACAGAUUGGCGAUGGGUCCUCUUGGCUAAUUUACUUCAGUUCUAGACUUCUUGACUCCUUCGCUCUGAUUUUGUACGCUGGCGGCUGCUUCUUUUUGGAGACGUACCACUCUGAGGGUACCAAUGAGUCCUGGGGGUGGCUCUGCGGCCUCUCUUUCCUGGCUGCCGGUGUUUUACAGAUGGCUGCCUUAAACUUCUUGAACACUUCCGCUUACGUUGUUCUUGAGAGGCUCUACACUGUCGCUUUUGGGUUUGCUCUUUUUUUCAGCGCCAUGUGGGCUCUUCUUUUCGAGCCUGUUUCUCAUCGUUACGACGUUAAGUUAACUCAGUCUGCUCUGAGGAACGAGUACUACAAGUCGAGGAAUGCUAUGGCUUACUAUGGUCCUGCUGUGUUGGAUCAGAACGGCAAUAUUGACUUGGCGGCCGCCACUGAGCAGGUCCACCAAGCUUUCAAUCAGCCACCAGUAGAGGGUUAA